Orbilia oligospora ATCC 24927 is the source of this 1860-nucleotide messenger RNA. RefSeq lists its product as uncharacterized. The record is from RefSeq and is a predicted model, not a curated record. Gene Ontology annotation, molecular function: phosphatidylinositol-4,5-bisphosphate binding. Lineage: Eukaryota; Fungi; Ascomycota; Orbiliomycetes; Orbiliales; Orbiliaceae. Bases 1 to 1860 code for a protein of 619 amino acids. Gene Ontology annotation, cellular component: exocyst. The transcript has 5 exons. Gene Ontology annotation, biological process: exocytosis.
AUGGCGGUCCUCCCCGAGGAAGAGGCCGCGGAGGUCGAGGUCCUUAACGAGCGCCUCAAGAAGAUGACUGGAAUUACCGACAAGAUCUCCCGAAGUUUGACGAAACUAUCCGGCAGUGCUCAGCAGGUCGAGAUGUCCGUUCAACCAAUUCUGAAGCAGACGGGUUCGCUGACAGCGUUGGCCGGGAAUAUAAACUCUGGCAUUCGGGAAAUCGAUAAGACUAUGAAACUGCUGGACCUGGUUAAGCGGGAGGAGAAUACGAUCAGAAAGGGACCACAGGUGGUUGGGCUGCCCGACUACUUGGACUCCGUCAAAUGUCUCAGCGAAGGUCUCGCCGCUCUUCAAUCUACGGGCCUCAAAUCAGCUGAAAAAGCUGUGAAGGAGAUGACCCUCCUUUUGAAGACCGGCUCCGUCCAGCUCGAAGAUCAAUUCAAAAAGACACUUGCCCAAGACUCUACACCCUGCGAACCCCUCCACUUCAUCACCAAAAAACUCCCAUUCCCAGUCUUCACCCCCGAAAAACUAAAAACGAUCGCCGUAAUAAACGAAUUCCUCUCCUCAACAAUCGGCACAACCGCAACCUCCCAAUCCCAACAAGCCCAAUCUAGCGCCAUAAACAUCUACGCCGACGUUCGAGGCACCUACAUCUCCUCAUCCCUCUCCUCUCUCUCCCAAGGUUGCGUAAACACUGCUACUCGUAGGAACACCGCAGUCCCAUACGAAAAAGGUGACAACGGUAUCUCCCACUACGCACAAGCAUUAGAAGGCAUCUUCUCAGCAGAAUACGAUAACAUCCAACGUCUUUUCAAAUCGAACGUAUGGCUAAAAGUCUACACCCAAACGACUCAACAAGCUUUAACUGUGUUUUCGAAUACUGUUCGUCAACUUAAUAAGCACAUCGUAAGCUUUAUGAUCACAGACUGUUACCUAGCUUUCGACGUUAUCGAAUGUGUGACUGCAACAGCCACAAGACUCGGUACCAAAACCGGUGAAAAGAAUGAAUUCGUAGAAGCCUUGAAACCAAUCCGACAAACCGCUUCAGCAAGCUUCUAUGAAAUACUAGAAGAUCUGAAAAGGAAAGGAAACUCAAUGGCAUCGGUUCCAUUAGACGCCACAGUCUCGGAUUAUACACAAGCGAAUAUGGCCCGUCUCCGCCGUCUAACCGACUACCAAACUGCCGUAGCAGGGCUUCUUAUAUCCCUUGGUGAUAAAAACUGGAAUUCACCCUAUUCCCCGACAUUAGCAGCAAACCAGCAAUCAUUCGACGUCGGCGCCGAUGGUAACGUGCUUUUGGCGAAUUAUUGCAUGGAGUGUAUCGACAGAAUGCUGGAAAUCAUAGAAGCGAAAGGGAAAAUGUACAUCAAGAAACAACAGCAGUGUGCUGUAUUCAUGGUGAACAAUGUUGCCUAUGUCGAAACUUCAAUAAAAAGAGGUGGGCUGGUAGGAGUCCUGAGUCUAGGAGGCGGUAUCGCGAAGGUUGAGAAGUGGAGGAAGAAGGCGGUUGAGGAGUACAUGGUUCCAUGGAAAGAAGCCGCCGGCUACCUACUCGAUAUGACGUACACUUCCAAAGCUGCGAUCACCGUCGCCGCCAGCGGCUCCAAGCCCUCAUUAACCUCAAAGGACAAAGAAGCCAUCAAAGAAAAAUUCAAAAACUUCAAUACACUAUUCGAUACAUUAAUCUCUCAACAUAAGAGUUAUGUAUUCCCGGAUAAAGAAGUAAAAGCCAUGUUAUUCAAGGAGAUAACAUUUAUAAGCCCCCUUUAUGGAAGGUUUUGGGAUAAAUAUCAUGAAGUGGUGAAGGAUAAACAUGUCAAAUAUGAUGUUACGGCCUUGCAGAGUGUUUUGGCUAGUUGUCAGUAG